GUUAGUGACAUAUGACGUCAUGAAGAGACGUAAAGGGAAGCCGAAAAGCAGGAAAAGCAAAGUGGAACCGAGCGAGAAACCUCACUGGCAGUGCAGCUUUGUUUGGGAACAUUUGGGCUUGUGAAUACAGAAUGAACAGACCUUUUAGAAGAUGUCAGCGUAUAUCCUUUGUAUAAUAAACGACUAGACGACGCAAAUAUAGCUGACCCUAGAAAUAAAGAACCAUAUAAAAUGUCCAGCAGUUGAAAUCUGGGAUGCUGUGGUCGACAUGUCUAGCAAAGACAUUUCAGAAGGAAGAAAAGGCUCACACCAGACGGAGCUGUAUGCACAGGUCCCAACAACAUGUCUGCCAAUUGUUUACUCACCUACAUAUAACAUCACCUUUUUGGGUCUGGAGAAACUGCAUCCAUUUGAUGCUGGUAAAUGGGGCAAAGUCAUCCACUUCUUAAAAGGUGCUACUAUCCACUAUCCAGGAAUCCCACGUAUCUCCAUGAUGUCAUUGGGGAUGAUCCCUAGCAGCAGGUUGUCAACUCCAACUAGAGAGGAGCAGCUCAUCACAGAUGAGACCAUUGUUGCAGCACGGGAGGCCAGUGAGGAAGAUCUCCUGGUGGUUCAUACCAAACGCUACCUCAGCAGACUCAAGUGGUCUCUGGUGGUUGCGACUAUCACGGAAAUCCCGCCCCUAAUUUUUCUGCCCAACUUCUUGGUGCAACGCAAGGUGCUGAGGCCAUUACGCACACAGACUGGCGGCACUAUUAUGGCAGGAAAGCUCGCCAUGGACAGAGGUUGGGCAAUUAACGUGGGAGGAGGCUUUCACCACUGUUCCAGCGACAAGGGAGGGGGUUUCUGUGCAUAUGCCGACAUCACACUUACUAUUAAGUUUCUGUUUGAGCGAGUGGAGGGAGUCUCCAGAGCCACCAUCAUUGAUCUGGAUGCUCAUCAGGGAAAUGGCCAUGAGAGGGAUUUCUUGGAUGACAGACGGGUUUACAUAAUGGAUGUCUACAAUCGGCACAUCUACCCUGGGGACGGAUAUGCAAAGAGAGCCAUUAAAAGAAAAGUGGAGCUGGACUGGGGAACAGAAGACACUGAGUAUCUCCAGAUGGUGGAGCUCCACUGUGAGGGCACACUGAAUGAGAUCAGACCUGACAUAAUUGUGUACAAUGCAGGUACUGAUAUUCUGGAUGGUGAUCCUCUUGGAGGCCUGGCCAUUUCCCCUCAGGGCAUCGUGAAGAGAGAUGAGAUCGUGUUUAGAGCAGCACGGACGAGAGGGAUCCCCAUUCUCAUGGUGACGUCAGGCGGCUACCAGAAGAAGACAGCGCGUAUCAUUGCUGACUCAAUCCUGAACCUGCACAGACAGCAUCUGAUUGGUGGAGAGGUGUUGGAAGAGGCGGGGCAGUCAGCGGUGCCAGUCAUGUUGAGCAAGUCCGUGUUGGCUGGGGCAAAUUUCAAUACCGUCUGAUUUUUACUUAUUGGCCUAACAGCACUAUGCUCAUUUUUGUACACUAACAAGCAUUUACUCAUGAUAAGGUGUAGGAUGAUUCAAGGAACUUUAUUCUUCAGUUUUAGUGAGGGGAAAGUUUAUAUUUUUAGCUGCUCGAGCCUAUACUACUUUAAUCUGUGGUACUCUAAACUAAACCUUUAAGAUGAUAUUUAAAUUCUUUACAUUGUUACUUUAUGCAAUGCUUGUUUGCACAAUUUAAAUUGUCUUAAGCUACAGCAAUUCCAAUACAGGAAGCAGUUUCUAAAUUUAUUGUAUUAAACAAAUUACUUCUAGAACAGUACCAAAAGUCAUUUGAUACAAGCACUCCUGAUUAUCAUGAGUCUAACCUUAAUCUGCUUUGCUCAUAUUUUCAUUAAUCUCAUUACACAGUCUGUGAAAUGUUCUAAAUGUAUAAAGCCAUAAAUAAUAGCAUUACCAGGUCUAGCACAAUUCAGCAGCAAUAGCUUGGAGAGUUCAUCAGCAGGUUUAUUGCCUUGGCUUUGUGGGACUGACCAACUGAAUGUGCUCUUCAUUCCACUCUUACUCAGUUUGACUUUUUCAGUAGACUCAUUUCAAAGGUGUCUUUCAUGAAUCAUAACUUCUUCGUGCCCCCAGCACAAGUUCUUUUUCUUCAUCCUGACUCAGCACCUACAUUUAGCUAUACAGCACCAAGGGAAUAUAAAUUAUAAAUAUGUCCUCAUAGCUGGUGCUCGGUGCCCCUCAAAAAAGUAGCUGCUCUCUACUUACCAGAACCAUUUUCACAACCAUGCGGAUUUAUUUUGUCAAAACAAGAAUUAGCCAGUGCUUCCUUUUAUGUAAAUAUAGAUGCUUCAUUUUGGUCAGUGGCUGUUGGAAAGCGAGGUUAGCAUGUUAAAAUAUAUUGAAUAUUAUUAAAAGUGAUCAGUUUUUAAGUUUCAAAAUUUCUUGUUUUUAUUUUAUUUUGAGCAAUCAUUUCUGAAAUAUAAAUGUUUAGAAUUAAUUAGAAAUAGUAAACAAAAUAAAAGAAGAAGCCUUGAUUAGCUUAUAUGUGGUUUAUUGUAAUUCUAUAAGAAAUAGUAACUAAAUUUGAUGAAAUUCAAGACUACACUAAGAUGUCAUUUUUUGCAUUGUAGUUGCGUCUGCAGUCUGUUUGGUUUAGUGCUUGGCUGCUGAAUUGCGAUUGAGAAAAGCACUAAUAACUGUAAUGAGGGCUUUCCUCUAUUCUCUGUUGAAAGGAUGUGUAUGAAAGUAAGAGGAAGAUUAGAAAGAUUGCAGAGGCUGAUUUUAUAGCUCCUUGAGGAAUAUUGAAUUUAGGUGCAUGCAAGUUUCAGUGCUUUAAAUGUGACUUUUUAGCAGGUAUUUGGGAAUAAAAGUGUUGUUCCUGCUACUGAAUACUGCACAUUAUGAUCAUUCUCUUUGCUUUUGUUUAUUUUGAUGAGGUUUGUAGCAAACCCUUAUUGACAUGAAUUAUACUUUAAACUGAUCCCUGCACUUAAACCACUUGAACUCUCUGGGGAACUUAAACUGAUGUUUUUUGAGGUCUGGUCAGGUGUGUGUAAGUAUUUAAAUACUGAUGCUUACUGUACCGUAUAUCCACACACUACAUGGUGCGGCAUCUAACAAAAGUGCCAUGAUAUUGUGCAUUCUUAUUGCAUAUGCAUUCUUCAUAUUUUUUCUUUUUUGGUAUCUGGCAUUCAGAUUUAAAUCUCUUCUGUGUGAGAACUGGGCAAAUAAAUCCAAUCUAAUUACAUGA
Messenger RNA from Tachysurus fulvidraco (yellow catfish), 3212 nucleotides. It is a transcript of the gene hdac11, whose product is annotated as histone deacetylase 11. The transcript is spliced from 12 exons. Lineage: Eukaryota; Metazoa; Chordata; Actinopteri; Siluriformes; Bagridae. Gene Ontology annotation, molecular function: histone deacetylase activity. The record is from RefSeq and is a predicted model, not a curated record. Bases 269 to 1459 code for a protein of 396 amino acids.